Molecule: messenger RNA, 2745 nt
Organism: Fukomys damarensis (Damara mole-rat)
Lineage: Eukaryota; Metazoa; Chordata; Mammalia; Rodentia; Bathyergidae
Product: pancreatic secretory granule membrane major glycoprotein GP2
Exons: 11
Coding region: 209-1792 (527 amino acids)
Biological process (GO): neutrophil migration
Cellular component (GO): cell surface; apical plasma membrane
Source: RefSeq, a predicted model, not a curated record
GAUGUGUGCCUGGGAAACUAAUGCCAGUCCUCCCUCAGCACCAAUCCUGGAGAGCCACAUGGGUGCGAGCCGGCAAUAAAAGACAGUGCACAGCAGGCUGCAUUCCCAUAGUCACUGGAGGAAGAGGGAGGUUCUGGCUUCUCACCCUAAGCUGCACGGACAGUCUGCGCACUGUGGAGUGACCUGUGUGCCUCGCCCUACCGGAAGGAUGGUGGGCUCUGACUUCCUGUGGCUGGCCUUGGCCUCUUGCUUUCUGGUCUUGGCACUGACCAUACAGCAAGGUUACACAAGCACCAGAGAAGCCACUUUCAAUAGGCAAGACCUGGCCUGCGGAGCCCCUGGCACCCCAGAGGCCGACAUCUGUUGGGACCCUUGCCAAAAUCACACCAUCCUGGACCAGCCCUCCCGAAGCACAGAGCACGAAGAUGCGGGUGACAAGGUCUGCGAUUCGAACUUGUCCGGCUGGUACCGCUUCGUGGGUGAAGGAGGAACGCAGAUGUCUGAGAGCUGCAUCCCAGUGUACCGGUGCCAGACAGAGUCUCCCAUGUGGCUCAACGGGACCCACCCCUUCCUUGGGGACGGGAUCGUCCAGCGCACCGCUUGUGCCCACUGGAGUGAAAGCUGCUGUCUCUGGAGCACCAACGUGCUGGUGAAGGCCUGCCCUGGUGGGUACCACGUGUACAGGCUGGAGUCCACCCCGGCGUGCAAUCUGAGAUACUGUACAGACCCUUCCACUGCACAGAAGAGGUGUGAGGACACCUGCCGCCCCGAGGAGGAGUGCCGUAUGGAAGACGGUGUCUGGGGCUGUUUCUGCAGACAGAACCUCAAUAGCUCUGAUGUUCACAAUUUGCAGCCUCAGCUGGACUGUGGAGCCAAUGAGAUCAAGAUGAAGCUGGACAAAUGCUUGCUGGGAAGCCUGGGAUUUGGGGAGGAGGUGUUAGCCUACUUGAGUGACCGGACCUGCAGCAGCAUCCUGCAAAGAGAGGAAGGCAACUGGAUAUCUGUGACCAGCCCUGUCCAGGCUAGUGCCUGUGGGAACAUUCUGGAGAAAAAUGGAACCCAUGCCAUCUACAAAAACACCCUCUCCUUGGCCACCGACUUCAUCAUCAGAGACACGCUCAUCACCAUCAACUUCCAGUGUGCCUACCCACUGGACAUGAAGGUCAGCCUCCAAACUGCACUUCAGCCCAUUGUCAGUUCUCUGAACAUCAGCGUGGGUGGGUAUGGAGAAUUCACAGUCAGAAUGGCCCUCUUCCAAGACCAGAGCUACACAAAUCCUUAUGAAGGGGAUACAGUUGUGCUGCCAGUGAAAUCCAUGCUCUAUGUGGGCGCCAUCUUGGAGAGAGGAGACUCCUCCCGGUUUAAUCUGUUGUUAAGGAAUUGCUACGCCACCCCCUCUGUAGACAAGGAUGACCCUGUGAAGUACUUCAUCAUCAGAAACAGCUGCCCGAAUCAACGCGAUUCCACUAUCUCUGUGGAGGAGAACGGGGUGUCUUCACAGAGCCGGUUCUCAGUUCAGAUGUUCAUGUUUGCUGGAAAUUAUGACCUAGUUUUCCUGCAUUGUGAGAUUCACCUCUGUGACUCCCUUAAUGAACAAUGCCAACCGUCUUGCUCAAGUAAUCAACUCCGUAGUCAACUGGACCUUGACCUAGACCAGGUUUUAGAUUUGGGACCCAUCACUCGGAGGGGUGCCCAGGCUCUUGGUGUCAUAAGUGGAACUCCCCAAACUGCAGGGUUCCUGGUGGUCUGGCCCAUGUACCUCCUGCCUGUCCUCCUGGCACGGCUGUUCUAAGAGCCCUGUUGAGUGUCUGGCCUUGAAGUCCAAGUUCUUCACCCUGACAGUGCCUCCCAUUCUGAGGGAAGAGCUUGCCCCUCCUUUACCACCCCUAUGCCUUUGUACUCCUCUUUUCCUCAUGGUGGGGGUCCGGUCAGCCUGUCCUGGGAUGACUUUCUCAUUUUCUUAUUCACUUGUGGGAGUUUGAAAGCAAAUUUGCUAGGUGCCUCUGUGGCCACAUUCUUCACCAGAAUGGUACGUUGAUAACUCCAGUCAGCAGGCGUCCUGUCCCUGGGUGGAGGCUCCUCCACGAGUCCUCCCCAAGCGCCUCCUGCCUUACUGUGGAUGAGUUGAAUGGACCACCCUUGCAAUCUCUCUGUCUCCUUCAAUGUGUUUCCAUUCUGGUCGCAGCAGUCACUGUGGGAACAUGGGGGCCACUUAGGGAGUUUCCCGUUGGGAAUGGUCUUGCUCCUCCUCUGUCCCCCACCCCACCACAGUGACUUGCUUAGCACAACACAGAUUCUUACCCCUGGGACUCAGACAUUGGAGGGACUCCUGACUUUGAGGCAGAGGCCCGUCACCCCCAGAAAACACCUCUUGCUGUUACACUCGUGGCACACCUGCUGUGGAGGGUGAAAGCAGGGAAUCCCAGCAGAAAAUGGUACACUCAUCCUGCUGUGAGAUCAUAGCAGAAGAAACCGGGGCAUAAGCAGAUGUCCCUCCUGAAGAGCUUUGGUGAAGAUUCCUCAAAGAUAUCAACAGAGAAAGCUUCCCCUUCCACAACUACACGAUGGGCCUCUGCGAGCUGGCCUCAGGGAAAGCCAGGAGUCAGGGUGAGACCUCUGUGUCUGCUGGGAGGAGAGUUUCCAGUGCUCUGUCUUAUCCAGAGAGGGUGUGAUUGCAAGAAACAGAAAACCAUUGCAACUCAGGAAAAAGAGGAAUCAACUCUAAGGAUGUAAAAGCACAAGUCC